AUGGCUGACAUAGAAGCAGCACGAGGGCAACCAUCUAAGACCAAUACUGAAGAAAAGCUGCCAUUGGAUUUAAUUCCAAAAUCUUUAAUGGUAGUACUUGGUUCAACGUAUUGUUUAGUUUUACUUUGUCUUCUACUUGUGAUUCCGAUACUUGAAUUAGCUAUUGGUGCUUCAUAUCGUGAUCAAUGUACAAUUAAUUCUAAUAUUCCAGUCUAUCUUAUUGUCACAGGUGCAUGUGGUAUGGCCACCAUUAUUCUUACAUUAGUCUUGGUUGCUGGAUUUAUAUUUGUCAUUCAACGACAAUCAAUAGUUGGAACAUUUGCCAUGGGGUGUAUCACGAUUAUUAUUAUGAUGUUUAUAUCUUUAAUGAGUUUCUUUUUGUUUAUUUGGUUCAUAGUGGGUAACGUAUGGAUAUUUGGAGCUAAACAGAAUGUUCAAUAUGAUAAUCCAGCAGCAAGCAAUUAUUGUAAUCGUACAUUAUAUGAAUUUGCAUUUGUAAUACUGAUUAUAUCAUACGUAAUGUGUUGCAUUAGUUGUUGUUCACGUUUCGUUGGUAGUUUUGCGCGAAAGGAUGAUGAAAUAUCAAUAAUUAUUAAUGAGAUUGAUAAAGGAAAAGUAACAUCAGUGACAGAACGACAUAUAACAAAAUUAAAUAAAUUAAGAGAAUUAAAGAAUUUCUCUGAGGAUAUUAAACAUUCAUCAACUACAAUCUCACCAAUUAAAAAUUAUUCAAAAAGAGUUUUAACUCGUGAUGAAACAUUAGCAUUAGAAAAUGGUCUCGAUUUCAUCUUUCCAUCACUUAAGUUUGAUGAUGAAACCUUCAUAGCUAACAUUGAGACCUUAUUUGUAAAUUUACUUGGUUAUUGUUCGGAAAAAACUGAUUACGAUGAAUUAGAUCUUGAUGAGAGAAUUUCCUACAAUUUAACACCAGAACAACUGUGUCUAGCAACAAAAUUACGUAAAUCUUGUGACACAUUUAGACAACAUGCAAGGAAAUCAAUAUCACGUUAUAAGAAAGAAAUAGAUCCAAUAGUGAAAACCUUGAAGAAUUUAUCGAAGGAUAAAACAAUUUACAUCACGCGUCCAGACAAAGUUCGAGCAGUCGUCAUUCUUGAGAGAUCAGAUUAUUUAACGAAAAUGGAACUGAUACUAAAUGAACCAAAGACGUUUAAACAACUAGAUGAGGACCCCACUAUUCAAAAAGAAGAUAAACUACAGAGAAAAUUAUUGCACUUAAAAAACAUUGGUUUUUUAACUGAUAGUGAAUAUAAAUUUACACGACCUGUUGGAUCACAACCUGGAAAAGCCUAUGGACUUCCUAAGAUCCACAAAGAUGGUGUCCCUCUACGCCCCAUUAUUUCUGCAUGCGGCACAUUCAAUUACAAAUUAUCUAAAUUAUUAGCAAAUAAAUUAAAACACUUACGAACUAGUCCAACAAUUGUAAUUGAUACAUUUAAGUUUGUGAAAGAAUUGCAAAAUUUAAAAUUAAACACCACCAACAUAAAAAUGGUUUCCUUUGAUAUUGUAUCGCUUUUUACACGUGUUCCUCUUGCACGUACCAUUGAUCUUAUUUUAGAUAAGAUGUAUGGACCAAUACAUACUUGUUCAUUUAGCGAACUUAAACGUACGGAUUGGUGUAGUAAAUGUCAACAUAGAUAUGAAUUAAAAUGGUUAUUAGAUAUAUCGACAAAAGAUUCCCACCUUAUAUUUAAUGAGAAAUUAUAUUGCCAAACGGAGGGUGUAGCAAUGGGCAGUCCCUUGGGACCCUUAUUUGCUGACAUUUAUAUUAAUUAUUUAGAAUCUAAACUGAAACGUAGAUUAGAUGAAAAUGGUGUAUUAUAUUGGAAGAGGUUUGUGGAUGAUUGCUUUGUAUUAGUUAAUGAUAAUGCUGAUAUUAAUAAGUUAUUAGAUAUUUUAAAUAGUUUUGAUGUUGAUAUACAAUUUACAGUCGAAACCGAAAAGAAUAAUUCUAUUUCUUUCCUAGAUAUACUAAUAACUAGAACAAAUUUUAAUGUUAAUGAAACUGACUUGAAUACAUUACCUAUUGAAUUACUUCACUCAUUUCUAAGAAUAACAAAAGAACGCUUGUCAAUUGUUAGCGUCGAAAAGUAUGAACAACUUCUUAAUUUACUUCGAUUACAAUAUCCAAGAAAUAAGUUAAACAAUCAGAAGUCGUCGUUACUUUUACCCUUUCUUUAUCCUUCACCAAUAGCUCUCGUAUCUAGCUCGUGUAUUUUAUUGACAUCAAUACAAAAAACGGAUGAAACAUCUACAAAUUACCAAAAACAUCCUAAUGUAGAUGAACAUAUUAUUUUAUCUGAACAUGCGACUAUUGUUGUACAGCUUCUACAUCGUUACCUUUUAGCUUAUCGUGACUCACAACCAAUCGAUCAAAUCAACUUUGGAAUGACUCAGUUAAAUUAUCUCCAACAAGAAAUUUCAUCCUUAAUCUACAAACCUAACUUUACAGAAGUAAUCUGUUAUGCCUUUGAUAAUGUUAUUUCCGAAACAUCAUUAGAAAUAUCACCGGAUUACUUUACUUCACUAAGGAAAAUAUUAAAACUAAAUCGAGUCCAAGAAAUUCUCCUUGUGUUUGCUUUACAUGAUUCAAUACAUGUUAAAUUUCAAGCAUUAGCUCGUGGACAUCUUUUAAAUUGCCUACGUGAAUUCUUUCAAACCAUCUCCAAUACGUAUGAAUCGAAUUUAUUCUCAACUUCUAUCUAUCGAAAACCUACUUUUACUGGCUUAUUACUGAAAUGGAAUUCAUACGUUCCUCACUCCUACAAAGUCUCAGCGAUUAGCUCAAUGAUCUACAGAGCUAUUAAAAUCUGUUCUUCUUAUUCAUCAAUGCAUAUUGAAUUUGAGUAUAUUCAAAAUUUAGCGUUAAAAAAAAAAAAUGAUUACCCAUUAAAAUUCGUUCAAAAUCAAAUUAAGAAAACUCUCAAUAGACACUUUGAAGGGUUAAAUAAAAUAUCAAACGAAACAUUAACUAAACCGGAUGAAUUAGAUAACAAAGAGAUGAAGAAAGA
Messenger RNA from Rotaria socialis, 3029 nucleotides. Lineage: Eukaryota; Metazoa; Rotifera; Eurotatoria; Philodinida; Philodinidae. The record is from the annotation of a GenBank genome assembly.